This is a messenger RNA of Menidia menidia (Atlantic silverside), 1518 nucleotides long. Lineage: Eukaryota; Metazoa; Chordata; Actinopteri; Atheriniformes; Atherinopsidae. The record is from the annotation of a GenBank genome assembly.
AUGUCCCCAGCAUCGGCUCCAACGGCGAGUGAGAGCAGCACCGCCACGGUCACUGAGGAGGAGGCGAGCAGUCCCAGGGAGGAGCAACAGCCUCAGAAACAGUCUCUGACCAAAUCCCUGUGCCAGGAAACCCACUGGAAAUGCCUCCUGCUGUCCCUGCUGAUGUACGGCUGCGUCGGGGUGAUGGGCUGGUGCCAGGUGACCAAGGUCACGCGCCUCUCCUUCGACAGCGCCUACAAGGGGAAGUCGCUAAUGUACCACGACAGCCCCUGCUCCAACGGCUACAUCUACAUCCCCCUGGCCUUCCUGGUCAUGCUCUACGUGGUCUACCUGGUGGAGUGCUGGCACUGCUACGCCAGGAACGAGCUGCAGUACAAGGUGGACGUGGAGAGCGUGGCCGAGCGCGUGCAGCGCAUGCAGCAGGCCACGCCCUGCAUCUGGUGGAAGGCCAUCAGCUAUCACUACGUCCGGCGGACGCGGCAGGUCACGCGCUACCGCAACGGAGACGCCUACACCACCACGCAGGUGUACCACGAGAGGGUGAACACGCACGUGGCGGAGGCGGAGUUCGACUACGGGAACUGCGGCAUCAAGGACAUCUCCAAGCACCUGCUCGGCCUGGAGGGCUUCGCCAUCACCAGGCUGAGGUUCACCAAGUGCUUCAGCUUUGCCAACGUGGAGUCGGAAAACUCCUACCUGAACCAGAGGGCUAGGUUCUUCACGGAAAACGAGGGCCUGGACGACUACAUGGAGGCACGCGAGGGGAUGCACCUGAAGAAUGUCGACUUUAAGGAGUACAUGAUUGCCUUUUCUGACCUCAACCGCCCUCCCUGGUAUGCUACUAACUCGGCUUUCUGGGUGGCAGCUGCCUUCACCCUCUCCUGGCCUCUGCGGGUGUUGACAGAGUAUCGCACUGCCUGUGUGCACUACCACGUGGAGAAGCUGUUUGGUUUUGACUACGUGCCAGUGACACCAUCCGAGGAGCGUCCGUACUGCAGACACAUCCCACGGGUCAACACGAUCGACAGCACGGAGCUGGAGUGGCACAUCCGCUCCAACCAGCAGCUGGUGCCCAGCUACUCGGAGGCGGUCCUGAUGGAUCUGACCCAGCUCUCGGGCAGCUACUCCGCGUGCGGAGGCUACAGCGGCUACAGGCAGAACUGCGAGCGCUGCCACCGCGCCAUCAGCAGCUCCUCCAUCUUCUCCCGCAGCGCCCUGAGUAUCUGCAACACGGCCAGCCCCCGCAUCCCCUUCAGCGCCAGCCGCUUCUCGCUGGGCCGGCUGUACGGCUCCAGGCGGAGCUGCCUGUGGAGAAGCAGCGGGAGUCUGAACGAGCAGUCCGUCCCCACUGAGAGCACUCGCUGCCUGUCAGCUCAACAGAGCAGCGAGGAGAACCCCCCGGCCUAUCAGGACGCGCUGUGCUUCCCGGUGCUUAUUGUGCACCGCAACGAGGGAUGCCUGAACCACAACCACCGCUCCCUGCACAGAAACGGCUCCUGUGUAGAAACUUCUCUCUGA